CCGCUUGCUCACCAACGUUCAGCGCUUCAGCUUUCUACACCAACCCGCCCAAGUUCACAACCCAUCUUCUCCGAAGCUUACCGCCAAUGGAAAUCUGCGUUUGAUGGUUCUGAAUUUAACUUCAUAACCUAAUUCAUGGUGACGCUAUUGAGGAAAAUGUGGGAAUCUGUAUCGAACCGUUCGAGUUCGGGUUCAAAUUCCAACUCGCCGGAACGCUUUCGCUGCGUGGAUUCACCUCUGGGUGCAUUCGAGAAAGUUCCUUUCGAUCUAUUGAUCCAAAUCCUGAGGCUUCUGGGUCCCAAAGAAGCUGCGAAAUUGAGUCUUGUUUGCAAAGCAUGGAGGUCGCUGGCCUCUGAUAACCGGCUGUGGAUUUAUUUCCUUCAGAAUUUCCAAUUGGAACCAUGGGAUUCCAUUUUUUUCGCCGAGACCAGUUUGAGGUCCGGUCAUCCUCUUCCAACCUUAGUUUGUCAGAUGCCUCAGUUAUCUUUCAAGCGUAUAUAUGGCCAACGAGAACAAGUUCCUGGUGCUCUUAUCAUCGAUGGUGGUUCUGGCUAUUGCAAAUUUGGUUGGAGCAAAUAUGACCGACCAUCUGGGCGAUCGGCUACCUUUCUGGAAUUUGGUAACCUUGAGUUGCCAAUGUACACUAGACUUAGACAUUUUUUUGCAACCAUUUAUAGCAGGAUGCAGGUUAAACCAAGUACUCAACCCGUCAUUGUUUCUAUUCCAAUAUGCCAUUAUGAUGAUACAGAAUCUUCCAAAGCAUCAAGACGGCAGCUUAAGGAGGCAAUAUGUGCUUCCCUCUUUGACAUGAAUGUUCCCGCUAUUUGUGCUGUCAACCAGGCCACUUUGGCUCUGUAUGCCGCAAAACAAACUUCUGGAAUAGCUGUUAAUGUUGGUUUUCAGGUCACAUCUAUAGUCCCAAUUAUGAAUGGUAAAGUUAUGCGCAAGGUGGGUGUGGAAGUUGUGGGACUUGGAGCAAUCAAACUUACAGGUUUCCUUAGGGAGCUGAUGCAACGGAACAACAUUAAUUUUGAAUCUUUGUACACCGUUCGCACACUAAAAGAGAAGCUGUGCUAUGUAGCUAUUGAUUAUGAAGCUGAACUAUCAAAAGAUACACAAGCAUCGUUUGAAGCAGCAGGGGAAGGAUUGUUUACACUUUCAAAAGAGCGGUUUCAAACAGGAGAGAUCCUGUUCCAGCCCCGUCUUGCUGGACUGCAAGCAAUGGGUUUGCACCAGGCUGUAGCUCUUUGUAUGGACCAUUGCCAUUCUGCAGAAUUAGCAGGUGACCCUGAUUGGUUUAAGACUGUGGUUUUAUCAGGGGGAACAGCAUGCUUACCAGGUCUGGCAGAAAGGUUAGAUAAGGAACUCCAUGAGUUAUUACCUCCCCAGUUGUCCAGUGGAAUCAAAGUCAUUCCUCCUCCAUAUGGUGCUGAUACUGCAUGGUUCGGAGCAAGGACUAUUGGCAAUUUGAGUACCUUUCCUGGUCCUUGGUGUAUAAAGAAGAAGCACUUCCAUAAGUCUCGACUCAAUCUCAUAUGGUGAAUGCUUUCUGAUUCCCCGGAAUCAAUCAAUCCAUACGGCGAACACUUUGUUCUAAACUUGCUCUUCUUGUGAGUUUAAAUCAUUAUAGAUGCAGCAUCAACUGAAGGGAUUAGGACGUCUUCCUUCCUUUGGGGUAGGAUUAUGAAAGGAGCGAAUUUAUAUUCAAUAUAUGGAAAAAAAAAUAAAUGUAUUUAUUUAUUGAUAAAAAAUAUGUCAUUCUUGGGGGGGAUAUAACUUAAAUCUUGACAUUAUUUGUUAGAAACCUUUGAAAUAUCUGUAUUUUCUUGUGUAGAAUAAUCUGUAUUUUCUUGUGUAGAAUAAUCUAUUCAAUUGAGGAGUAAAUUGAUAGGUGAGGGAUUUGAUGUAUCUUGAAUGAUGCAGUGAGUAUAGUAAUUUAAUGUUGAAGCCCGUGACAGUUGAGACGGCUUGUUUGGUA
Messenger RNA from Prosopis cineraria, 1978 nucleotides. RefSeq names its product actin-related protein 8. The transcript is spliced from 12 exons. Bases 136 to 1542 code for a protein of 468 amino acids. The record is from RefSeq and is a predicted model, not a curated record. NCBI's taxonomy places the organism in Eukaryota, Viridiplantae, Streptophyta, Magnoliopsida, Fabales, Fabaceae. Gene Ontology annotation, molecular function: protein binding.